Messenger RNA from Syzygium oleosum, 2327 nucleotides. Its product is annotated as luminal-binding protein 5. The coding region runs from base 81 to 2084 and encodes 667 amino acids. Lineage: Eukaryota; Viridiplantae; Streptophyta; Magnoliopsida; Myrtales; Myrtaceae. The record is from RefSeq and is a predicted model, not a curated record. Gene Ontology annotation, molecular function: misfolded protein binding; ATP binding; heat shock protein binding. The transcript is spliced from 8 exons. Gene Ontology annotation, biological process: endoplasmic reticulum unfolded protein response; cellular response to unfolded protein; protein refolding. Gene Ontology annotation, cellular component: membrane; nucleus; endoplasmic reticulum lumen.
CGCAUCUCGCGGAACCUCCAUUGUCAUCGGAUUCAAGCUCCGAGAAGGAACAGAGGGAGAGAGAGCGAGUUGCAGACGCCAUGGCUGGCUCGUGGAGAGCUCGCGGUUCGUUCGUCGUGCUGUCGAUCCUGCUCUUCGGAUGUCUGUUUGCAAUUUCCAUUGCGAAAGAGGAAGCCACGAAAUUGGGUACAGUUAUUGGCAUUGAUCUCGGCACAACCUACUCUUGUGUUGGUGUCUACAAGAAUGGUCAUGUUGAAAUUAUAGCGAAUGACCAAGGAAACCGUAUCACUCCAUCAUGGGUCGCUUUCACCGACAGUGAGAGAUUGAUCGGUGAGGCUGCUAAGAACCAGGCAGCUGUUAACGCCGAAAGGACGGUCUUUGAUGUCAAGAGACUUAUUGGAAGAAAGUUUGAGGACAAAGAAGUUCAGAGGGACAUGAAGCUAGUUCCGUACAAGAUUGUUAACAAGGACGGUAAGCCUUACAUUCAGGUCAAGAUCAAGGAUGGUGAGACCAAGGUUUUCAGCCCUGAAGAGAUCAGUGCUAUGGUUUUGACUAAGAUGAAGGAAACAGCUGAAGCAUUCCUUGGAAAGAAGAUCAAGGAUGCCGUUGUCACUGUUCCAGCCUACUUCAAUGAUGCCCAGAGGCAAGCUACCAAGGACGCUGGUGUGAUUGCUGGACUUAAUGUUGCUAGAAUUAUCAAUGAACCCACUGCUGCUGCCAUCGCGUACGGCUUGGACAAGAAAGGUGGUGAGAAGAAUAUCCUUGUGUUUGACCUCGGUGGUGGAACAUUCGACGUCAGCAUCCUGACAAUUGAUAAUGGUGUCUUUGAGGUUCUUGCCACAAAUGGUGAUACCCACUUGGGAGGUGAGGAUUUCGAUCAGAGAAUCAUGGAGUACUUCAUUAAAUUGAUCAAGAAGAAGCAUGGCAAGGAUAUCAGCAAGGACAACAGAGCUCUUGGUAAACUUAGGAGGGAAGCUGAGCGUGCCAAGAGAGCUCUGAGCAGCCAGCAUCAGGUCAGAGUGGAAAUUGAAUCGCUCUUUGACGGCACGGACUUCUCUGAGCCAUUGACCAGGGCAAGGUUCGAGGAGUUGAACAACGAUUUGUUCAGGAAGACAAUGGGACCUGUGAAGAAAGCUAUGGAAGAUGCUGGUUUGGAGAAGAACCAGAUCGACGAGAUUGUUCUUGUUGGUGGAAGUACCAGGAUUCCUAAGGUUCAACAACUUCUUAAGGACUACUUUGAUGGGAAGGAGCCCAACAAGGGUGUGAAUCCAGAUGAGGCUGUUGCUUUUGGUGCAGCAGUGCAAGGAAGUAUCUUGAGCGGAGAGGGUGGUGAAGAAACCAAAGAUAUCCUUCUCUUGGAUGUCGCUCCCUUGACUCUUGGUAUCGAGACUGUUGGUGGGGUGAUGACCAAGUUGAUUCCUAGAAACACAGUCAUCCCUACUAAGAAAUCACAAGUUUUCACUACUUACCAGGACCAGCAGACCACCGUAUCCAUUCAGGUGUUUGAAGGCGAAAGGAGUCUCACUAAGGAUUGUAGGAAUUUGGGAAAAUUCGACUUGUCUGGAAUUCCCCCAGCUCCAAGAGGAACCCCUCAAAUCGAAGUUACAUUCGAGGUUGAUGCCAAUGGUAUCCUGAAUGUCAAGGCUGAGGACAAGGGCACGGGUAAAUCUGAGAAGAUCACCAUCACGAACGACAAGGGUCGUCUCAGCCAGGAGGAGAUUGACCGGAUGGUCAGGGAAGCUGAGGAAUUCGCAGAGGAAGACAAGAAGGUGAAGGAGAGGAUCGACGCUAGGAACAGCCUCGAGACUUACGUCUACAACAUGAAGAACCAGAUCAACGACAAGGACAAGCUCGCCGACAAACUCGAGGCCGACGAGAAGGAGAAGAUCGAGACCGCCACCAAGGAGGCCCUCGAGUGGCUCGACGACAACCAGUCCGCCGAGAAAGAAGACUACGAGGAGAAGCUCAAGGAGGUCGAGGCUGUGUGCAAUCCAAUCAUCACUGCCGUCUACCAGAGGUCAGGCGGAGCCCCAGGCGGUGGAGAGUCUUCUGAAGAUGACGAUGAUUCGCACGACGAGCUCUAAACCGUUUUCGGUUCGAUCGAGAGCUUAUGCCAAGAAAGGCGGGAGAGAGAACGGACGAUUAGGUUUAGACUAGGGAAGACUCGGGUGUUAAAUUUUUGUGACAUGGAAUACUCGGGAUCAAUGGUUCCCCUUCGCUUGGUUCUUUCGGGAUAUGAUGAUACAUUUUAUUAGAUCACUUUUCUUCUUCUUUUCAAGUACUUGUAAUUCUACUUAUCUGAAAAACUAUUUCCCAGAUUUUGGUCA